Clonostachys rhizophaga is the source of this 2079-nucleotide messenger RNA. Lineage: Eukaryota; Fungi; Ascomycota; Sordariomycetes; Hypocreales; Bionectriaceae. The record is from the annotation of a GenBank genome assembly.
AUGGAGAGCUCAUCUAUACAUACUGAUCAGAACCGCAUAGUGGAAGCGUUGAAUGCCGCCGCCGUUGAAGUUGAUAAGUUCGUCAGCAGCGCCAAGUCUCCGACACUACUCCACAAAGAGGAGAGCGAAAAGCAAUUCCAGUCCGUUCUCGACAAUAUCAAAGCUUUUCAACAGCUGCCCGGCGGAGGCAACCACGCAGAACUCGAGAAAGUCAUCGACAUCGGCGUACAGUGGAAGGACUAUAAUAAACAACGCGGCAAAGAUGCGUUGGCGAGAGAGGACGACCAGUAUCUAAACGGUUUGAUCCACAGAUCUUUACAAUCUAUAGAAAGGGUUUCUGCAUUCUUGAAAUCGCUGAUUCGCCCUGUCACUGAACCUGAAACAUGCCAGCAACACCUAGCCACACCACAAGGCUCAGCCGAAAACGAGCAGCGACCUGCCACCGAAACAGAAAGCCGAAGCGAAGUACAUCACGAUUCAGAGCGUUUAGAUAACGAAUCCGGGCCAUGUGCUCCUACUCCUGGGCCAAGCCAAUCACCUGUGUCGAAUAAACGGAGAUUUGUCACCGCGAUAGAUGAACCCCCAACACCGAUCACGGGCCCUACCAUCGACUUCCAAGAGGUGUAUCAGGGUGGCAACAGCCUCAUAAGAUAUACAAUAGUUGAUUUCGCGCACACUCUUUCAGCCAACCCAACUGUCAGUGGCCAGUGGUGGAUAUUGCGAUGUGUCAAAUGCGGCUGGCACGGAGUGAACCAGAAAACCCGGACCCUAUACGACGGCUCGCUUCAUGCCGCGAGGUGUUUUCCCCAGUCCAAAAUAACUGACAACGCCUCGGUAAUCGAUGCGCUUGGAGUUCUCGUCCUGAACUGCGAUCGGGGCCUCUUCUCGAGAAACAAUGAUGAUGUCAAGCAAGCGCUUAUCGACAGGUCCUAUGAGCCAGCCUAUCGAAAUAGGAACAAAAGGACGAAGUUCGUGAACGUACCGGUACCACAAAGAAAAUCAAAUGAGCCCCCGAUAGUCACUGACCCGAAAGUCGGGAUGCUUUAUCUGGCUCAUCAGCGGGGUGGUCUCGUAUUUGGGGCUAUCGUCCUUCCAUUGGGGGAUUUUCGUUCUCGCGUGGGUAUUCGAGGUAGCAUAUACGACCCAGAAGCGUUCAGAGCUCUACCGGAUUGUUACCGCUUCCAUGAGGGCCAGAGGAAGUUCUUCUGGGCAGAGGGAUACGAAGAUGGCGGUGGGAAUGUCACGAUGCGACAAUUUCCGGUUUACUACCUCGAUGGUCCCAGUGUUGAGAUGGGGCAUGUGCGAUGGGCCUCUGCUGACGACCUUGAGCCCUUCGAUGUUACUAAAGUCGCUGCCGGGUACGAAAAACCUGUUGAGGAAUACACUCGGUUCUGCCAGUGUAACAACGGUAUCAAACCUUUUAGCUGUGUUAACCCCGACCAUGGAGAGAGUUCUGAAGCUGCCAAUGGAGAUCAGGAGAGCAACCGUCCAACUCAACCGACGUCAGAGUCUCCCAUUGUCAUCGAGGACGACGAAGCUUUGAGUAACGGGCCUGAUACCUCGACACCUGAGGAUGAACAGAUUCCUUUCGUCUCUAUUUCUAGCACUCAGGCACCUGUGCAUCCAACAAAUCUGGAGUCACACAACCAAGUUGAUGGCGAAGCCAAUAGCUCAGAUAUUUCAGCUCCGAACACCUCGAAUUCAGAGAGAUUUCCAAGCUCUCAAUUUUACAUACCACCGGAAAUGGAUAUGGACGAAGCAGUCUAUCAACAGGAGCAAACAGUGUCGCAAAAGGGAAAAGCUCCAGAAGCGUUCAUGGACCUUGGAGGCUAUGCUUCAGCUACUGCUUCUCCCGUCGUCAAUCGACCAGCGGCAGCUACGAUGCAAGUGAUUAAGGUCGAAAAUGGUCAAGGAGAAAAUGUUAAUUCUAUGAGCUACAGUAUACCUUCACCUACCAGUAGCGGGCCAACUGUCCAGGGACACGACGUCGACUCGAGACAUUCCCACUAUCAGUUUUCCGCGGAGAGUCCUCAAUUCUCCAUUCCCGAAUCAGCAUUUUCCACUAUUCAUGGUUUAUAG